This is a messenger RNA of Acytostelium subglobosum LB1, 1278 nucleotides long. RefSeq lists its product as hypothetical. The transcript has 5 exons. Gene Ontology annotation, biological process: lipid droplet organization; lipid storage. NCBI's taxonomy places the organism in Eukaryota, Evosea, Eumycetozoa, Acytosteliales, Acytosteliaceae. Bases 1 to 1278 code for a protein of 425 amino acids. Gene Ontology annotation, cellular component: endoplasmic reticulum membrane. The record is from RefSeq and is a predicted model, not a curated record.
AUGAUUGGAUUCAUAUCAUUGGUCAAGUAUUACAUUAUCUAUACAUACAUUGUAUCCAAGGCAUCAACACAAGAGCAACUAUUCUUUGACUUUGGACCAAAGAAGGUGUCCGCAGCUGCCGAUGUUAAUGUUGAGUUCCAAAGGAACAAACUAUAUGAUGUAUAUUUGAAUCUUGUGUUACCAGAGUCUCCACGUAAUGAGGAAAUGGGGAUGUUCAUGGCCUGUCUAGAUCUAGACAACCAAGACAAGUGGAACCCACAGAAACUACUACAUGUUUGUCGACCUGCCGUAUUGAAAUAUAGAUCACCUAUCGUCAAGUUCUUUAGAAGCAUUAUACUAUUGGGUCCAUACUUCCUUGGUUUUGUCGAUGAGAAACAAGAAAUAUCCAUACCAAUGGUAGAGAACUUACUCUCAAAGAAGUUUUACCAAACAGUCUCAGUGAGUGUUAAUCUACUCAAUCCAAACAUCCAAAUCUAUGAAGCCAAUCUAGUAUUCCAAGCUAGACUAUCUGGAUUAGAGUACUACCUCCAUAAUUAUCCAUUGAUGUCAUUCGCAAUUGGGUACACUGCAAUAUUUGUUUUCUGGACUACAUUGUUCGCCUUUGUUGUCACUGCUCUACUAGUGUAUAGAUUUGUGAACAACAAACAACCUUUGGCUAUUGUGGUCAGACCCGAGGCUGACAUUGAACUCAUCCCAAUACCAGCAUCAUCGAAUGGAGGCCGCAAGGACAAGGAAGACGAGAAGAAAGAGUUGUAUAGAGAUUUGGAUGAAGUGUUCAGUUCAUCCAUGAUCAACAACCAGCUACAACAGAAAUAUGCAUGGGAGGACGACAAAGGACCCAGCAGCUUUGAUUCGCAUUUGGUACCAGACAUCAAUGAUGACAACAACAACAACAAUAGCAGCAGCAGCAGCAGUAGCGUGGUGGGAAAUCCCAACAGUGCCAAUCCAACUCCAGACAUUGUUGACAAGAUGGAUAAGUUGGACGACUUGUCGACUACUGAGAUGACAGCUGGUGAUGAGACUACACCUGGAGAUGAGACGACACCUGGUGAGGAGCUUACCCAAGACGCUACCACCAAGAGCACCCUGUCGCUGUCCACCUCUGACUCUGGCUCCACCAAUGCGACCUCGGACGAAACCUCCAAGCUCCUACUCACUCCACACUCAUCCGAUCAAGAGAGCUAUGGAAACACUGGAGUGUUGGGUGGAGAGGAGUGGCAAGUCAUUGGAAUGUUCGAAGAUGAUGUGCCUCAGACAUUAAGGAAGCGUAAUGUUUGA